Penicillium soppii is the source of this 1902-nucleotide messenger RNA. RefSeq lists its product as uncharacterized. The transcript is spliced from 7 exons. Lineage: Eukaryota; Fungi; Ascomycota; Eurotiomycetes; Eurotiales; Aspergillaceae. The coding region runs from base 1 to 1902 and encodes 633 amino acids. The record is from RefSeq and is a predicted model, not a curated record.
AUGGCCGUCAGGUCACCGGUGUCUGUUCUACCAUUCCGCGACUCUACAAAUCCAGCUUACCUAUCGAUGUCCCUGCACGGAUCGAUAAACGAGGGGAAGGAGGGGAAUGAGGGGAACGAGGACGAUGAGGACCCCCCCUUCUCGGAGAUUGAUAACUUGACCCAAAAUGAAAACAAACUGGGAGAGACGGACUCCAUCGAGCAUAGCUCCCAAAUACCUGUGGGAACAUCCCCGUCAGGACUUACAAUUCAAACCUCUCACCCAAAUCACAUUGGACUUGGUACAAAAUCGGAUGAAGACGAACCCCAGUCGGUGAUACAUGCUCCGCCCGGUUUUGGAGAUUUUGCACCAAUGCAGCCCACUUUGGAAGGAAUAGAGGAAUCACAGUCGCCGUCAAUUAGCUCAGAUGAGCAGGUUGAUUCAAUAAGCGUAACUACAAGCACAACAAAUUUUGGCAAAAGUCCAAUAUCACCUCCUCCGUUGAAGACAUCACUCAGCUUGGCCAGUGAUUUUUCUGAGCGAGCAACGCCUCGUGCACAAACCAGACAUGAAUUCGAGGAAUUUGAGCGACGCACUCGCUCAAGCAGCUUAGAAGAUAUUCCUGAAGCGUUGACCAGUAAAGAAGCCGAAAUUAAGGCUCUGAAGGAUGCUCUGGACGAAUGCUGGACCCUAUGCAAUACACUCGCUAAUCUCAGCUAUAUCCAUCGGGAACGCCUUCACAAAUCUCACAGUGAUGACAUGCAAGAGGAUGCAUGGAGAUCUUGUUGGAGACUCUGCCGAAAGCUUUAUGAUACGCGCGAUGAUGACUAUGCUACCCAGGUUCACCCAACUCUGGAUCUCUGUCGGGACUUCUGCCAGGCGCUCUUUGAAGCCCGAAUUCGUGACACUGACGUCUCUGACUCGGUCCUACGAGUGAGUUUCGAAUUAAACAAUCAUCUGUACAAUACGUACGAUCGAAAUCUUCCAGAUGCUUUUCGCGAACGAACCUUGGAUUUCUAUAUCACAUUGUGUCACCGGCUUAUGAAGCAACGAACCUGCAUCACGGAGAUAGACUCUCUUGUGAGUGCGUGCUGGACGUUAGCCGAGAUGCUAUUCAGUAUUCGCCAGAGUAAAAAAGAGGGGACACUCCUGGAUGAAGGAUUGUUGGGAUCUGCAGUUCAAGCAUGCUGGGAGCUUUGUGAUCUGUUCCGUGAAGGAUGGACACAGCAUAACCUGCGCAAUUCGGACCGCGGAACACCACGACCUAGUCAACCCACAUUCUCGCAGGCAUUUUAUCAAGCGUCUCAGCAAUCAGAGAUGGAUUUCGGUGAUGACCCAUUGAGCCAACUCGGGCUGCCCGAAACACCCACGACUAUAUUCGAAGAUACGGCAAACAUCUCACCCGACGAAGGUCUCGUCCCCAAUAUCUUUCUAACAGGGUAUGACAAAGGACGCCUGAAAUCUCACAAUAGGUGGUCAUCCAACGCCUCUAGUAUAUCAGAAAAUUCUCUAUCAUCGGGACACACGGCUUCGUCGGCUAAUACUGUGACCACCAUCUCAGAGGAUCCUAACCUCACCCGGCUAAAGAUUUUGAUUAUUAGAGCCGCUAUGGACAGUGGCUUCCAACGAGGGGGGAAUCAGAGUCUUUUGUCAUUUGUGAAAUCCCUCCCUUCAGAUGCGUUUGGCUCCUUGUCAUGGCAAGCGUCCUUGUUAAAGAACUUUAAGAAGGUGGUGGCCUCCGAUCCGUCGUCAUUCAGGAAUGUUGGCUUGCAGGCCCGGGUUGGAGCCAUCGAUGUUGCUCAUGCUUGUCAAGCUAUGCUACAUCAUGGCCAGUACUCCUGGCUCCGAGACCUUUACCGGUUCGUUUUUGGAUUUCAUUUAGAAGAAGCGAUAGGACGCAAAGGGGUGGUCAUCCAAACGUAG